Molecule: messenger RNA, 694 nt
Organism: Hibiscus syriacus
Lineage: Eukaryota; Viridiplantae; Streptophyta; Magnoliopsida; Malvales; Malvaceae
Product: 40S ribosomal protein S15a-5-like
Exons: 3
Coding region: 103-492 (129 amino acids)
Biological process (GO): translation
Cellular component (GO): ribosome; cytosolic small ribosomal subunit
Molecular function (GO): structural constituent of ribosome
Source: RefSeq, a predicted model, not a curated record
AUAUGAUUGAAAAGACGACAUUUUCGUUAGUCGAAACGAGGUUUUGGCCGUCAUAUUGAGGGUUUAGCCGUUCAGCUCUGGAACUGGUUGGGAGAGACAGAGAUGGGUAGGAGGAUACUGAACGAUGCGUUGAGGUCAAUAGUGAAUGCGGAGAAGAGAGGCAAAGCGACGGUGGAACUGAGACCAAUCUCCACCGUUAUAUCUUCCUUUCUAAAUAUCAUGAAAAAUCGAGGAUACAUUAAGAAUUUCGAGAUUCAUGAUCCACAUAAAGUGGGGAGGAUAACGGUUGAACUGCAAGGCAGGGUAAACGAUUGCCGGGCACUCACUUACAGACAGGACAUCAAAGCAAAGGAUAUCGAAAAAUACAAAACAGUUAAACUUCCAACACGUCAGUGGGGUUAUGUCGUGAUUUCAACUCCAGAUGGAGUUUUGGAUCAUGAAGAUGCCAUUAGAAGGAAUGUAGGUGGGCAGGUUCUGGGUUAUUUUCAUUAGAUUCGGUUAUCUUGCUGAUCACUGUCUGAUGUGAAAUGGAGAAGGGUGGUUCUUUGAGCGCUGCUUUAUAUUUGAAACUUCCAAUCAAUAUCUUAUCUAAACUUGGUAUGAUUUAAAACCGUAUGAUUAUAAUAAUAACAUUUUUGGCUUAAUGCCUUGAUUUGUUUUGAUUUUCGUAGUAAUUGAACUACAAAAGCAAACU